This is a messenger RNA of Peronospora matthiolae, 192 nucleotides long. The record is from the annotation of a GenBank genome assembly. Lineage: Eukaryota; Oomycota; Peronosporomycetes; Peronosporales; Peronosporaceae.
AUGAGUCACGACAUACCUCAGUUCCACGCUGUCAAGGCCUUCUUCACCUUACAGUAUGCAGCUGCGAAAGGAGGAGAGACACUGCGAAAGGAGACAGAAGAAGCGUUUGCUAAGACCAACCGGGGUGCACUGGUCGAGACCGUGAACAGUUUGAUGAAAAAAACGUGCGACAUCUGUCACCCGAAAAAGUAG